Messenger RNA from Saprolegnia diclina VS20, 1394 nucleotides. RefSeq lists its product as hypothetical. The record is from RefSeq and is a predicted model, not a curated record. Gene Ontology annotation, biological process: magnesium ion transport. The transcript has 3 exons. Bases 63 to 1361 code for a protein of 432 amino acids. Lineage: Eukaryota; Oomycota; Saprolegniomycetes; Saprolegniales; Saprolegniaceae. Gene Ontology annotation, molecular function: magnesium ion transmembrane transporter activity. Gene Ontology annotation, cellular component: membrane.
CAAAGCUUGUUCGCGAAAAGAUAUCGGGGCUGUGGCCGGCAGGCAGUAGGACGACGACGACGAUGGCAGCGCACCAGGACUUUGUCGGUGCGAUCAUGGCCGUCGUAGCCUCCGUGAUCUCUAACCUCGGCGUGAACGUGCAGAAGUACUCACAUGCGACCGAGGCCCUGCGGCCAGAGGCGAGCCAGCGCGCGUACAUCCACCGGCCGGUCUGGUGGCUCGGGCUGCUCAUGGUCAUCGCGGGCAGCAUCGGUGAUUUUACGGCCUUUGUCUUUGCAACGCAGGCGCUCGUCGCGGCGCUUGGCGGCGGCUCGACCCUCAUCGCGAACGUCAUCAUUGCGCACUACAUGAACAAGGAGACACUCUACAAGACCGACAUCAUUGGCGUCAUUUGGGUGAUCAUUGGUGUCGUGCUCAUCGCCGUCAUCUCGGACGAAGACAAGACGUAUCCGCUCGACGAACUUGAGAAGCUCUUUACACGCAAAGGUUUCGUCGUAUACAUUACGUGCGUCGUCAUCUCGGUCGUGUGCAUGCUGGCCAAGAUCAAGGGCUCACUCGCCCACACGCUCAAGAACCAGAUUCGCUGGUCGCACCAGCGCCAGAAGCAGAUCCUCAAGAACAACGAAGCGCGCUUCCAGGACUUGGAGCGGCGUAUGGAAGCGCUCGAAGAACAGCUCCUCGCCGACUACGAGCGCCACGGCCCGCCCGACUCGGGCCACGUCUCGUCGCUGCACCAGCAUUUACGCACUCAGCGGCAAGCCCGCGAGCCCUACACGAUCUACGACCCGACGCCGGGCUCGACCGCGGACCCGCGCGUGCCAUUCUACUACGCCAUCUGCUCGGGCAUCGUCGGCGCCAUCUCGGUGCUGCUCGCAAAGUGCUCGGCCAUCAUGCUCUCGCUGACGUUCCAAGGCGACAACCAGUUCAAGUACCCGCUCACGUACGUCUUCAUUGGCGGCAUGGUGCUCUGCAUCCUCGUGCAAACGCAUUUGCUCAACAUGGCCACGUCGCUCGGCGACACGAUGACAGUCUUCCCGGUCUUCCAAGCCUUUUGGAUUUCGUUUAGCGUCAUUGGCGGUAUCGUAUUUUACGGUACCGCACAGACCUUUACGACCGAAAAGUGGGUACUGUACCCAACGGCACUGCUCUGCAUCUCGGUUGGCGUCUACUACCUCGUACAGCACCCGUCCAAGCCCGUGCCGCUGCCGUCGCCGCCGCCUCAGAAGCGCGCGAGUCUCCAGUUCCAGCUGAGCGAAGUGCCGUUAACCAACGCCGCCGACGUCGACGCGUGCUUGACGACGUCGCCGCUUUUGCCGCGGGACGACGCCAACGACGGCUACGUGCGCCUCGAAAACGAAUAACAUUAAUUGAUGUUUUGUAUCUUGGGCCGUGAA